Molecule: messenger RNA, 3411 nt
Organism: Babesia sp. Xinjiang
Lineage: Eukaryota; Apicomplexa; Aconoidasida; Piroplasmida; Babesiidae
Product: Phosphatidylinositol 3-kinase VPS34
Exons: 1
Coding region: 1-3411 (1136 amino acids)
Biological process (GO): autophagosome assembly; autophagy of peroxisome; phosphatidylinositol-3-phosphate biosynthetic process
Cellular component (GO): cytoplasm; endosome; phagophore assembly site
Molecular function (GO): 1-phosphatidylinositol-3-kinase activity
Source: RefSeq, a predicted model, not a curated record
AUGAAACACGAGAAUCAAGUGUCAAGAUGUCACUUAGCUGGUCUUAUAAAGGAUAUAAUGCCACCGGAUCCCAGGAUUCACCUCAACGCUGUUGCUUCGCGAGAACUCACCCUGUCAAUUGGCUCUUUGGUUCUGCUUCGAUCGCCUAACGAAAUAAAAUCGCGUAGAAUCAACCAUGAGAGCUCUGUAUCUUCGCCAUCAGAUAGCAGCGACACGGUGGGUGUCGACAGCCCUAGUAACAAAUGCCCAUUUCGUGCUCGCAAAACCGAGAUAUUACUUAAAUGCUCCCUAUUCAAUAACAUGGAACAGGUAGCCGAUACGGUGACCAUAAAGCUGAAUCGAGGGGAUAUUACCGGGUUACGUGAAGUGGUAUCUGGUCCGAAUUCCCGGCGAGUAAAACACCGACGUACAUACAGCGGAGGUUCAAGCACUCGACCACUAACUGGUAUAAACUUUGUUCGCUGUAAGCUACGGUAUAGUGGCAGUACAGGUUGGUGUUUUAGGAUAAAACGAUGUUUGGACUGCUACGUGACGCCAUCAACCGUUGCGAACGAUUUGUCUGAGGAGUCGUGGUACACCGCCUUUUCCAAAGGGAUGCGGAAUUUUGGAUGGAUCAGGCAAUCAAACCUUCCUGAGUCAACAGAAGCUGCUGUUGAACGCUUAGCUCGUAGUUCAUGCCGCCACUGUCGUCUAACCACUACCCGCCAAGAACAUCGAAUAUCUGUUCCACUGGUCGUACAUGUAGAUAAUGUAUUGCGUUUCCCUGUAUGGAAUACAAUACGUGAUGGCUGCACUAAUCUUACCUUUAAAAGUGAAAUUUAUGUAGCUGGUAAAUUCUUUGCCAGCUCAGAACUGGAAAUCGCACCAAAAAGCUGCAACAUUGACUGUUUUGCUAACCUGUUUUUUGAACAAAGACUUCAUACAACGCCUCGUACGGAGACUUGUAACAUUAGAUCAUGUUGCUGUAGUGCACAAAAACGCGUUGUAUGUGCAUCGCAUAUAAUAAAGAUAUUAGAGGAAAUUAAACGCAUCAUAUCCUUCCUAUUUCGCUAUGGGAUUUCUAUUGACUUCUGUAUGUUAGGUAAAUACAGGUAUCUGCUCUACUUCUACUUCCAAACAUUGGCGUUUUCCGGAUAUCAUGACCUUGAAAGAUGCAUUGAUGCAUUUCCCAUUGCCAUAUUAACGGUGGGAAUUGUUGAAUUUGACGAAUUCAAGGGGCAAGUUAAAACCAAUCCACCAUUAUCAGGUCGGCUGCGGGGCCAUAAAGCUACGUGGUCCAAGGUGUCACCGCCUAUCACCGUUGCUAAUGAUCCAACUGUUGGAGAGAAAGCCUCAGACCUAAACAAAACUGCGCAUAUCAAACUGGAGUCACUUUUUCAACAAGCCGAAAUUCGUUACAGGAAAUACCGCCGUCGUAGGCCGGUGGCUAAUACGUAUAUUGGUGAGACGUGUGACGAAUCGUCAAUUGUUGGUAUUCAUCUUAACGUGUUCCCUGCGAUGAAUAUGCCUAUCUGCUCCAUGCCGACCACGCUAACUUUCCUAAUGGGCUCAGAAUUUUACCGUGACGAAUACUUAAUUUGCCCAAUGAUGAUGGAUACUUUGUGUAUUCACAGCAAUAUAUUCAUUGCUGGUAGUGGGAUUGUAUUCAUACCUGAGCCUGAUGAAGUAUCGUUUCUGAGAUCUCUGGUAUCCACGCCGCUCUACAGCGUAGGAGUCGAGCCUGAAAAGCUAGAUACUUUCAAAGUUACAACACCCUGGAAAACGAUUGGUUAUCGUCAAGUGAACGAAAUGAUAUGGCAAUAUUUGCCGCUUCUUGCUAAAACAGGCGAAACUUUAGGUACAUUCUUACGUUUUGUAGACUGGGGGGCCACAAAGGAGAGCGGUACUGCUAUACGUGCCAUGUAUAUGUGGAAGGAACCUGAACUUGCCACUUUGUUGGAAUUGAUGUCACGAGACUUCGCUCCAACGCGUGUACCUGAAGUGGUACAAAAGUACGCAUCAAAAAUUUUGAUUAGAAAAUAUGGAAUUCGCAAAUUGAUACCAUUCUUCCCGCAACUAGUCGUCGCUCCAGGGGUACGUCACCUGGUUGACGAUUUAAUAAAAAUGGCCUGCAAAGAACACAUCACCGCGUUACAGCUUUAUUGGGCAUUAGAUUGCUGGGGAAAGCGCCAGCCACAUUUAAAUGACGUACUAGGACGUUUGAUAGCUGCUAUUGAAAGGGGUGAUUCAGGAAGUGAUGUUUUGGGUGCUAUAAAAUCGCAGCGAGUGCUUCGGCAGCGCAUUCACUUCCUUAUGCAACAUUUAAAGUCAAGCCCUUACACCUAUGCAGAGAAACGGCUUAUGCUGGAUAAAGCCUUGAACAGUGGGAACAGUCUAGACGUAUUUUAUGGAUUGGGUCCCAGUGUAGACGAGCAACAACGCAUCACGUUCGACACGCCUAUCCCAUUAUUCACCAACCCAGCAUUGAACAUACGUGCUAUCGAUACAGAUAAAUGCAACGUAAUCAAAACUACCCAUUAUCCGCUGCUAUUAACAUUGUUCUUAGACGGUAGUGAAAACCAUAGACAGACAUAUUCAAAGGUGGAGCGUGUAUCGUCCAGCUCGGAUACCGGAUGCAGAGUCCCACAAGAAAGCACUAAGAGCUUCGUGAAAAGGGAACUUAUGUUUAAAGACGGGGAUGACCUUCGUCUGGAUCAAGUAUGCCAACAAAUCGCCAAGCUAUCCGACAUCAUACUGCGCAAUCACGGGAUCAAGUCAUACAUCAAGACCUAUGAAGUGCUAGCUACUAGCGCUAAGGACGGUUUUGUUGAUUUUUUAAUGGACACAAAGCCUCUGUCAGCCGUUCUUGCAGACCACGGAACGAUAGAGUCAUAUCUGUUUGGUAACGGGCCAUCCUUUUUUGAUGCCCUAUGGAAACGUUUGAACUUCAUUGGCAGUUUGGCCUCUUACAGUGCCAUCACUUACCUGUUGGGGGUGGGUGACCGUCACAACGACAAUUUGAUUGUGAGCAACACUGGUCACGUGGUCCAUGUUGACUACGGCUAUGUGCUGGGAUCUGACCCUAAGCCGCUUCCCGCACCACCGUUCAAACUGUCGCAAGAGCUUCUGGAUUUCUUGGGAGGGCACGAUUCAUUCUUCUACCGCCGAUUCAAAAAACGGUUCUAUGUUGUUUUCUCGAUACUACGGCGCCACGCAAAGCUUAUACUUAUUCUGCUGUACCUCUUGCUGGACUGCAAUCUACGAAAUGUUGACCUUCAAGCGGUGGUCAAUAUGGAAUCGAAGUUCCAUCUUAGCGAAAACAGUCUAUGUGUUUCUCGUAACCACGUGAAUUCGUUAAUCGAGUAUUCAGCCAAUGCGCUGUCUUCCGUGCUACACGAGAAGUGGCAUCAAUUUGCUAUGGCAUGGAAAUGA